Molecule: messenger RNA, 777 nt
Organism: Trypanosoma conorhini
Lineage: Eukaryota; Euglenozoa; Kinetoplastea; Trypanosomatida; Trypanosomatidae
Exons: 1
Coding region: 1-777 (258 amino acids)
Source: RefSeq, a predicted model, not a curated record
AUGAGGCGCCUUGUUCUUCUCAGCCGAAGCUUGCGUACUGGCGCAACUGCUGCCGCCGUUGUGGGCUCUUUUGCCGCCCCCUUUCGCGGGCAGGCCACGUACGCUCAAGGCGUAGAGGAGUCGACGUCCGCAUCCUCAUCAGGUGGGGACACGCCUCGCGAGAAGGCGCAGGCGAAGGAAAAGGGGGAGAACCAGAAGGAAGAGGCGCAGGCAAAAACGGAUGCUCUUGGGACUCCCAGUGCAACAGGCAAGCGUCGCAACAUUGUGGUAUUGAGCAACACCACCAAGGCCGUGUAUAUUCACCCGGCGAACCACAUCGCCUCUUGGUAUUGGUUUAUCACGGAUUUCCACAAAUGGUUUGUUGGUAUCGUCUUUCUUUUUGUCGGGUCACAGCUGUUAGCUCGUUAUCGAUUGUCCAAGCUGAAGACGGUGGUUCAGGCGCAGCUGGGAGAAAACCUCCUUGACCAACGUACGCGAGACCUUUUGAGUGACAUUGAAGUGCUGCGGCGCAAGGAUCCUCUUCGGCUAGAGCAGGAGGCCAAUGUGUUCCACGAGCAGUUUUGGAAGCGGCGCGCCAUUGCGGUGUCGGAGUCCAGGAACGAGGUUCGCCGAGUGGAGUUGCAGCGGGGUAUGCUUCAAGGUCAGGCUAGAGGAACCGACAUGACGGAGUGGCUGGGGGCCAAAGCGAAGGACGAUGAGGAGCGCGAAGUGGCGCGACGGACACAAGACUACAUUCAGGGCUUCCAUCAGCACCUCAAGUCGAAGCGUCUCAUCUGA